AUGGAUAUGGGGUUUAUUUUUCUCACUCAGACAGGAGUAGGAUUCGUGGGAAAUUUCUCCCUCCUUUGCCUCUAUAACUUCACCUUGAUCACCAGACGUCACUUCAGACCCACAGAUUUGAUUCUCAAUCAGCUGGUGCUGGCCAAUUCCAUUGUUCUUCUCUCUAAAGGAGUACCUCAGACUCUGGCAAGUUUGGGAUGGAAACAUUUCCUGGAUGAUAGGAUAUGUAAGCUUGUCUUCUAUUCUUACAGAGUGAGCACUGGUGUGUCCUUCAGCACCUUGUGCUUGUUCAAUUGCUUCCAGGUCAUUAAGCUCAACCCCAGAAUCUGUAGGUGGAUCUCGCUCAAGAUCAGAUCCCUACAGUGCAUCGGCUCCUGCUGUCUCCUCUGUUGGACCCUGCAUCUCCUCAUAAAUUCAUUUCUGCCUUUAGUAGUGAAAGGCCCAUGGAAUAAGGAGAAUCUGAGUGCAGAUGGGAGUCAUGGCUACUGUUCCUGGUCAAUAGGAGGAAGUCACAGCACCUUACAUUCAAUCUUAUACUUUUCCCCUGACUUGAUGAGUCUGGUCCUCAUGGCCUGGGCCAGUGGCUCCAUGGUCUUCCUCCUGCACAGGCACAAGCAACGAGUCCAGCAUAUUCACAGCCAUGUCCGCAGUCCCAGACCUUCCCAUGAGGCCAGGGCCACACGCACCAUCCUGAUCCUGACGAGCUCCUUUGUUUCCUUUUACUCCGUCUACACUGUACUGACCAUGUGGAUGACCCUAGCUGCAAACAGAGGCCAGUGGGUCGUGAGCAGCUCCGUGCUGGUGGCCUCAUGUUUCCCAGCACUCAGCCCCUUUGUGCUCCUCAUCAAUGACAACCGGGUCUCUCAGUUCCUCUCUCACUGCCGAGUGAGGACAAAUUGUGUCUAA
Messenger RNA from Sciurus carolinensis (gray squirrel), 906 nucleotides. RefSeq names its product vomeronasal type-1 receptor 1-like. The coding region runs from base 1 to 906 and encodes 301 amino acids. Gene Ontology annotation, biological process: G protein-coupled receptor signaling pathway. Lineage: Eukaryota; Metazoa; Chordata; Mammalia; Rodentia; Sciuridae. The transcript has a single exon. The record is from RefSeq and is a predicted model, not a curated record. Gene Ontology annotation, cellular component: membrane. Gene Ontology annotation, molecular function: pheromone receptor activity.